This is a messenger RNA of Nannospalax galili (Upper Galilee mountains blind mole rat), 1298 nucleotides long. RefSeq names its product coiled-coil domain containing 173 (gene Cfap210). The record is from RefSeq and is a predicted model, not a curated record. Bases 93 to 1298 code for a protein of 401 amino acids. NCBI's taxonomy places the organism in Eukaryota, Metazoa, Chordata, Mammalia, Rodentia, Spalacidae. The transcript is spliced from 7 exons.
GAGCAACCAAACAGUUUGGGAAACAUUCCGCGGGCUUAGACUGGGUGGUAGUCACCUCCUUGGGUAGGCCCUGCAGGCUGGACUCGUCAGAGAUGCAGGUGCGCUUUGGCCGCCGCUCUGGACAGACGAGGGAAGAUGCAGGAAUGAAGAACUCAAAAGAAGAUGAAGUGUACUAUCCACCUCUCCUACCUAGCAAGGUAGAUCUCCAGCAAGUCACCAUAAUUCCACACAAUGAGUGGGAAAGAAUUCAGGAUAGCCUUGACAGGUUGACAAGAGAAGCAGCAGCUCUUCGUGCAGAAAGACAGGCAAAGAAAAAAAUGCAUGUCCAGUCCCAAGAAUUGGUAAAACAUUGGACAAAUACAUAUGCAGGAAUGAAAGAACAGAAACUUAAAGCCAAAAAAAAGCAUGAUGAAGAACUGGAAGCAGAAAGACAAAUUCUUGAUUUGGAGGAAGAAAUAUACAAACAAGGAGAAAGAAAAAAGGCCAUUGAAAAUGCAAAGCAUCAUCAGUUUUACCAGACAGAAAGAGUGAAAAACUUCCAUUCAGGACUUCUUCUCAGUAGAGUUAUGAAAGAGCGUGAUGCCCAGAUUCAGUUCCAAAAGAGUACACUAAAAUCAGAUAAAAAAUGGGAGGAACAACUGAAACUCAACAUUGAAAAAGCUUUUAAAGAAGAGCAAGAAAAAGUAGAAAAACAACGCAGAGAAAGAAUAGCUCUUGCUGCAGACCACCUAAAACAAAUAAAGGAACACAAAGAGGAAGAAGAAGAAAGGAAAAAAAAUGAAGAAAAAGAUGCUGAGGAGAUAAAGCGACAGAAUUUGCUGUAUGAACUAGAAAUGAAAAAAAAGUUAAACAAGAAAAAGGAAGAGAUUGAUGAAAGCAGGAAACUAUUCUUUGACCAUAUGUAUAAUAAAAAUAUCAUCAGAGCUAUGGAACAGCAGCAGCAAGAAGAGGAAGAUGAAAAUAUUAGAAAGUUUAUCAAAGCAAAAAAGCAUCUCAUACAAAUGAGGAAAGACAAAGAUGAUGAAACCCACAGGCAAAUGGAAGAACGGAGAGAAAGAAUAAACAACUUCCUGAGUGAACUGAUGAAAGAGAAACUUGAUACUGAAGAUUUGAUUAUUGCUAGAGAUAUUGCUGAAGCUGAGGCUGAAUGGGAGAAAAAAGAAAAAGAAAAACACGAAAAAAAUCAAGUGGAAUUAAAAGCAAUUGCAGAACACAGAGCCAGUGUGGUGAGCAGUUCAAUUAUGGCCAACAGAGCUAAGACAUUUCCUCUGUGGUUUCUACUACCUCUGUCUCUGUGA